Messenger RNA from Rhipicephalus sanguineus (brown dog tick), 11957 nucleotides. RefSeq lists its product as uncharacterized. Lineage: Eukaryota; Metazoa; Arthropoda; Arachnida; Ixodida; Ixodidae. Bases 997 to 6174 code for a protein of 1725 amino acids. The record is from RefSeq and is a predicted model, not a curated record. The transcript has 9 exons.
CGCGUUGGCUGUCGCGUCUGCUGGUUCCGCGCGCGCGAGCCGCGCGACGCAGCACAGCCUCCCAGUGCGUGUGAUACAUGCCGUAGCCAUAGCCGACGGCGCGGGCUGUACCGUUUUCUUUUUCUCCUCACCGCCGACCUCUCGCGCCGUUAUCUUGCAAGAAGGAACAAGAGGAGGAGAGGAGGCGCGGGGCCCGAACCUUCCCUUCCCCCUUUGUGUGCGCCGCUCGUUGCUGCUGCAUCGCGUCAUCGUCGCCGCAUCGACGUGGAACGAACGAGUCGGACCGCCGAGCCGUCCACCGGCCGACUUUUUAUCCCCCUUGCUAGCGAACGAAACCAAGGCGACGAGGAUUCUUUUUUCUUUUUUCUACGACGACACGCACGAUCUUCGAGACAAGACUCGAGUCGUUUCCGCUCCGCAGCAUAUCCACGUGCUUGUGUCGCGUCGCGUCGCAUUCGACCUCGUCGUCGAUUCGACACGCCUCGACGCCUUCUCGUCGGUGCUGACUCCGAGACCGAACCAUCGGCGAUUGUGUGAGCCGGCGAGUAUUCUGCAAAACGGUGGUUUGGGUUGUGCGUGGCUUCGUCGGCGUGUAUACGUCUCAAGAAGACGCACCGAGUGAUUAUUGUGUUUUGCAACGACUUCGAAGACACGGCUCUGUGCGACGCAAGUGCGCGUGUGCGUUUGUGCGUGCGAAUCGUGAUAUUUGCAUAUGCUUUCGGCGUUGUGUUGUUACCGCACUGGUGACUAGACGCGUGAUAACGCAAGAGUCGGCAGUGAACUCCAUGUGUUGUGAGCCGUUUCGGGAGGGAUUGGCUGAUAGAAAGAACCAGGACAAGCACGUCAUUGGCAAGAAGAGCAAGAAACCAGCAAAAAAAGAGAAGAGGCCGAAGGAAGCACGUCCAGGUCUGCCGUGCCCCGAGCGGUGGCGCGAACGCGCGGGAAACCGGGGGGCUGUUCCGAUGACUGGAGCAGCGGUCGUGGCGGCGCGCCUACAUGCCCUGGCGGCGUGAGGCGGCCAUGCAGCAGAUCGGUCAGCUGCCGCCCAUGACCCAGGAGCAAGAAGUUCGCACGGCACAGACGCCCCCCUGUGCGAACGGCCCCAAUGGUUCUGCCAGGCAAGAUGGCUCGGGCCCACCGCCGCUGCAGCAGCGCAAGACGCCGGGUGAUAAGCCACUCUCCAGCGAGCUGCUGGAGACCCUCCGGCGAGAGUGCCUCGAACGCAGUGUAUGUACCAGGGUGGCGCGGCUGCCCAGCAUGAUUGAGAAGGCGCCGCAGCCCAUCAAGCUGGAGUCUCCUUUCUUCAAGACGGAGGAGCCGUCGGAAGUCCCUGUUCCCAAGAACCCCGCAAUAACCUCGUCCAGAACGGACAAGUCACAUCUAAGGUCUCCGUCCCGGACACUGCAGCAGAGUCUGCACCAACAAAACCGCCAUCAGCACCACAACCAACUCGUCAGGAUCCCUUCGAGCAGCGUUAAGCAGGAGAGCGUUCGGGGUCACGAGAGUUCCGAAUCGGAACUUCGAGGGCCGAGGUCGUCGCCGGCGUCAGUGGAGCGUUCCCAGCGUCGACCCAGCACGGAACUUUCGUCCCCGCCUCCACUGCAAAGCGCGGUGCAGUCCUCGCAGCAGCAGCAGCAGAGGCAUCACCAGCAGCCGCAGCGACACCGGGCUGCGGAGGAACGACGUCAGGGAGAAGGCGACAUGGUGUGCAAGAAAGACGACAGUCAAAUGCGCGCUGGCGUUGCCAAGUGCAAUUACGUGCUCAGUGACAACUACGAAAACUUGUCCGGUGACGAGAGUCCCGCGUCGCGCUCCCUGGAGGCAUCCAACGUGGACCACAAGGCCAUUGAACUUUUCCUACCUCUCGUAGAUGCCAUGGAAGGCCAGGGACAAAACGAUGGCUCCGCCGGUUCCACGGUUGUUGCUUCGGAAGAGUUUUCCGAAAGCGCUUGUGAUGCUACCGACGACUACGACGACCUGCCGGAGGAAGGCAGCCUGGUCAUUGAUGACGAAGGCGUCGAUGGCGAAGCGAGCGCACCUAGUGGCGCUGCCGUUGCGAACACCGCAGGUUCCAAAAAGGUUGUGUCAGGAACAAGGUUAAAAUGGCCACACGAGUCGCCUACGUCCAUGACGCCGGAUUCACCGCGGGAAACGUCUUCUCCCGCGCCGAGGGCUGACCACAUAUCCACGUCCAGGAGCCAGGUCGUCGAUGACGCAGCCAACGCCGCCUCCAGGUGGCAACUACUGAAAGACCUAAAGAACAAAAAGUCCAAGUUGGGCCUACUUAGAAAGUCGACGUCCGCGGACUCCUCGAGAGGCGACGACUCGGGCGUGGCUCAGCCAUCUCCGCUGACGCCACGUCAGGGCGACUCGCCGCCACCCGGCGCCCGGAGGCCGGGCAGGCGACCCCACCCACGGCCUGGGAACGCCGUGGCGCCCAGCGCCGGGGACACUAACCAAGAAGACAGGUCUGGCGGUGCCUCGAGGUUGGGUCCCGGGCGCCUCUCUGCCGACGACCAAGGUGACGGUGCGUCAACGCCCCCGCUUCGCAACGGUCCGCGUAGACGCUCCCGCUGGAAGGGAUCCGCUUCGCAAGACGACGAAGACGCCGGCGGUGCCGAGAGUGGAAGCAACGCGGACUACCAGCUCAGCUCGGACGAGGAGACGUCCAAGAGUUGCUCGGACCAGCCGACGCCUCCGCCUCUGCCGCCACCCGCACAGGCGUCUCACUUAGGCGGCAAGAAGCAGCGCAAGAACUCGGAAGACAACCACCGGCGAGGCAGCAGCAGCUCUCUUAGCGGCGAGCAGCAUGGCGAUGAGUCCCGCUACAAGCGGCUCGCCCAGGAGCUGCCGGGCUUCAACUGGUUAGAGCAGAAGAUCAUGGGCCACGGUGGCGGUAACUUCGCCGAUGCGUCGCCGUCCAUUCCCAAGCACGUGACCCGGGAGGCGCCCGUGGUGGUCGCCGCUGCCCCUACACCUGAGAGGACGGAACAGAAAGCGCCUACGUCUCCUCAGGAGCCGAAGCGUGUCUAUCCUCCGGGCACAGACAUCCUCACCCGUUCCAUGUCCGAGAUACAAGACGACUGCAUUGACGAGGAUGUGGGCGAGGAGGCACCUGUUAUGGAAGCUGCUGUAAUAGCUGCGCAAGAGGAGGACAAAGCUGAAGGGGACGAGCAACCGCAGGAGAUGGUGCAACAGGAAAUUCCAAGACAGAUUCUUGUCACCGCGCUUCCUGACACUUACACGAGCGAUCCUCGUAUUUCACAAAUGAUAACGUCUACGGCCCUUAUUCGACCGCAGUAUCCUAUGGAAGUUCAUGUGGCUGGCCAAAAUGCGGCACUUGAGCUACCAAUGGGUGCCUCUGGACUAGCCUCUGCGCCGAUGUUGACGUGCGUUCCUCAGGGCAUGCAGGAUGUAGAAGGCGAGCCUAGGCCUUCUUCCAAAUCCCAAGCCGACGCCAUUCAGCAGGCGAGGGCGGCUCCGGAAGAGCAGUCGAGCGACUCCGACGUGCUCUAUCUUGGAGUGUCUAGGAAGAGCUUGUCACCAGGAUCCGAACACAGCGGAGGGGACCACAGAACUUCGGCGUUGUCCGAAGCCAGCAAAGUAUCGGAGAUGUCGAGGUCUGCGGACAACAACGUUACGCAGGCAGCAGUUGCUCAGAAACACCGUGCGGGGGUGCCAGAACCAAUAAACUUGAGCGAUGCGGCCAGGCGGGGCGAAGUUUAUGGUUCACCAAGGGAGCACUAUUCCUUCUUUCAGCCUCAUCCAUUUGCCGUCGCUGAACAUCAGAGAUGGCUAGAUGAGCGUCGCUACCACGAAAUGAUGAACGCUCGUGGACCUGUCGUUCAGCAGAGACACCUCCCUCCGUCACAGAUUUCACCCGAGUUGAGUCAGAGAAGGCAUUCCGGAGGAUCGCUGAUCAUGCCGAAUCGCAUGGAGACGCAGCAGCAGUAUAGGCCUCCGGUACCUGAGCGCUCGCCGACGCUGCGACAAGUUCCGCCUCCCCACCAAGGCCCGUCACCCCAUCAAGCACUAUCGCAGCACCAACCAACGUCGUCACAUCAGCCGCACCUGUCGCAUCAGCCAUCGCAUCAAGCCCAGCUUACGCAACAGGCGGCUCACUCUCAGCAGCCACCGCCUUCGCACCAGGCACAUUACUCACACCCGGUGCAGCCAUCCCAUCCACCGCCGCCUUCCCACCAGGGACAGCUUUUACACCAGGCGCCACUAUCGCGUCAGAUACCGAUUUCGCGUCCACCUCAGCAGAUGCAUCCAACGGGUUCGUAUUACCCUUUGCCUCGAGCACAUCAAGCGCCGCCAGGCGGUCAGCAUCUUCAACCACUUCCAGCACUGACUCGUGACACCCCGCCUCGCAACGGCAGGCCAGAACUCUAUCAAGCUCAGCAGCGCUACAAAAGCAUGGAACAAACGUACGGAGUGAGUCCCCACGCCCAACAAAUGGGCCCGUACGCCAUGCCUCAAAUGCCAAAGCAAAAUCUUGACCCCGCUGCUAAAAACGUGUCCCCGCCGACAGGAAGCCUUUACAUGAAAGACGGUAAGACAGAAGCUUCGUACAAAGAAAUCGGAGCUUCCCGAUCAGAAAGACUGGGGCCUGGGGCACCGCCGACAGCUCCAAGUAAUGCGAAGCCUCCACCGAGUUCACCCCACACACAACGUCCUGAAUCAGCCGGCCAUUCUUCACAGACGAGCAGUCUGAAAACAGAAAUGGAAGGGCUGAAGGACGAGUUGAAAUACUUGGACGCCUUAGCCGCUCAAAAGGAGGCUGAAUACGAGAAAGUGGUGCAAACGAGAGCCGAAAAGCUAAAGACCUUAACGCAACUCGAAGCUAGGUAUAAGCGUUCGCUCGAACAGCCACAGCCGCAGCCGUAUCCGAAGGACGACGGUCGGUAUCCUGGUACGGCUGUUGACGUUCGGCAGGGACAAAGCCCAGCUUCUUCGCAAUCAGAGAAGGCAGCUUCUCUUGUGGAUGACCCGAAAGGCAUUCCGAGGCAAAGGCCAUCACCAGUCGGUGGAGGUGGCCAGCAAAAGGCGUCACCUCCAGCUCUGUCCUCUCCGCUUGCGAAAACCUCUCCUGGGCAUCAGGCAGUACCUGGACUCAUUCCUUAUCCGCUUUCACAUCCUCCGCAGCACACCAGACCACCACUGUCGCUUGCUUCGCACGUCAACAUUCCUUUAAACAUGCCGAUUAUGGGGGCCGGUAUGUUCAACAUGCGAAAUAUGGAGCUACAACGAGAAUUCGCGCCUAUGUUGGCGUCCCAGCCGCUCAACUCGCCACUGAUGCCAGGGUACGGCCGGCCGUACUACCCACUCGACAGGAGCAAGCAGCCAAGCCUUCACCCUAUGGAAGCGCCAAAGCCGGCGGUCAAGCGAAAAUACUCGCCUGGUAGCGCCCCCAGCCUUCCGCAAUCUAACGGUGAAAUGCGCAGUACGACGUCCCAGCGUCCCACCAUGGCGCCGACGGGACAACGCCAGAGGGAGCCCGAGAAGAUUACCGCGUCGUUGAGCCAAGAGCACGCGCAAUGGCUUCACGCCAUGAAGUCCCGCGAGGCUCAGGGCGCGCCACCGGGCUAUCCCGUCGGCGUUCAGAGCGCCUUUCAAACGUACGGCUCAUUUCCCAACAGGCGCCUCUUACCGGAAGACCUGCCCUUAAAUCCCGCGAUGAGCAACGCCGCCUGGAGCAACUACACGGAAGGUCUCCACGAACAGUAUGCUCUUCAGAUGGCGAAGCACGGUUUUUAUCCGGGACAACCUGCGUGGAGUGGCUCCGAGAAGCAGCAGCAGCAGCAGCAACGUGGCGGCGAGGCUGCAAGUGCUGCUAUGCUCGGGAGGGAGCCUCCUGCCAAGAGACCGUCCCGCGAGGAACCAGCCAUGCAUCAAAUGUCGAAAGAAAGGCACAUGAUGCAACCCGGUGACAAGCCUGUUACCCAUGCAGCGUCGUUGACAAAUCAAGCGCCGCCACAGGAACAGGCUCUGUCUGCGCAGGCACUUCAGGCACCACAGAACCCGCAGAGCAAGAACAACACUUGUGUCAUGUGUGGCCAGCAUGCUCAGUUCAUGUGCUCCGGCUGCCAGAACAUAUGGUACUGCGGGCCUCAGUGUCAGAGGAACCACUGGGUUAACCAUUCCAGCGUCUGCAUGGGGAGCAAGCGUUGAGUGUCGUGUCGCUGUGGCUCUCCGCGGUCUAACGCUCAAGAAAAGUGAUACGGAGAUGCGAAAUGCAUGUAUAUUGCUGUGAUGCAGCAAUAUUGUGCGCUCUGCUUCGUUGAGCGAGCAGAACUGAUCUCGUGCUGGGCACGCCAAACUCAUCAGGCUGAUUCUUUUGUACAGCUCAAGCAAGACCUCGGCUGGGAGAAAGCUGCGCGGCGCUUGAUGGAACACGCGGAGAAUCUCCUUGAAGAAGUGAUUGAUGCGGGACCCAGGAGUGUUAGCGAUCUGUGUGUGCCGUGCCAUAUGUUUGCGUGCUGUGUUGCGUGUACCGCGAUCGUGUUUGUGUGUUUUUUUUUCACACUAUACCGCGUCUGCGACUCCUCCGACAACUGCUACAUCGUGACUGGUUGAGAAGAUGCCGCUACACCGUCAACUCCACGUUUACUGCCGUGCUCUAGUCAAAACUCUUUGCUUUCCUACUACACUACGUUUCAAUUAUGGCCGCGAGAAAAAAAAAAGAACUUGUUCGCGACAUCACGAACUCUAUUGUCAAGCUUUCGACGAUGCAUUGAGGUUGCGAACAGUUUACCCAUGAGGAAGAAUGGCACGAGCAGUGUUAGCACCAUUUUCCUUCGUUUUGUUCUUGUUUUUUUCUCUGGAAUUUCGCGAGCUUGGUUGGAAUGAUAUCUGGUGAGAUAUGGUCUUUAUUCAACGCCGUGACCAAAGACAUUGGGAAUUGUAUUGUUUUCGCCAGUGACCAACUAGUGACACACGUGACAGGUAUACAGCGAGAUUCAAAGUUUUGUUAUGUUUGUUUGUUUUUUUACCAGAUUCACGCGCAUCAUUUUUAUCCUUUCCUCAGGUGUGUUUAACGAUGAACAUUAUUUAUGAUGGCAUGCCUGUUGCGUACCGCAUAACACUCAUAUUCACCACACUCCCAUUACCUUUUUUGUGUGUUUCUCCUUGUUCGGUUUGUACGCGAGAAAACUUGAAUCAUACGCGUGCAUAAUGGCGGUUAAGGAAUUUCAGUUAACUUGUUGUACAUUCUUUUGGGUCAUUCCAUCAUUGUUCGUUUUUGAGGCAUUCCCAGAAUAGUUCUUUUUUUUACUCUAUGAAUGAAUUUGCUGUUGACAAUGUUGACUGCAGGAUGUUUAAAGUGGUGCUGUCCGAAGCCAUAUUUACAAGCACUAUUUUGAUAGGUGAAAGAGAUACAUAUCAAACUGUGGUCUUCUUUGCGACACCGAGUCUUAUUUUAUGCCGCAUCGUGGUCUUCAUUGCGACACCGAGUUUUAUUCUUUGUAAAGAAUGAUAUAGCCAUACAAGUAUAAAUGAAAACACUGAUGUAUCACUCAACAACUUUUCUCCUAAUAAGUCGCCAAAUGUGCCAUAUUGAAGAAAAAAAAGUGUAUUAAUGACUAUAGUCUAAAAUGAUUGCACACUGCCACGUAGUUACAGGUAUUGACAAAGUUUUUGGAGAGAAAGCAUGGUUGGGCAGUGCCUUACGCCGCAAUGUUCGAUUCACUUGAUACGGUUAUAAUACUGCAGCGGUAUUCUUUUAUUGGACAGAUCCAAUCGAGUCAGCGUCUAUAGAUAAACUAUGAAAACGAAAGGAACGAUGUACGAGUUUCAGUACUUUUAGUAACCUUUGAGUAAUGUGGAAACACUUUAUACUAUAAUAUAUUUGUGGUAUAAGAGUUACUGCAAGUUGUGGUGCCAGGUUUUUUUUGUUUUGUUUUGUUUUUCCCUUUCACUCCAGCUCUACAAACCAAGCCUAGUCUUUUGGGCCACAGAGGGCGUUGUUCUAUAUAGGAAAUCUAUAUUAAGAAAAAUAAAAGUCCAUGUUACGUGCUCAAGUCACAGGAUGAUGUUGGUGAGUUCUCGAUGUAAUCAGCCCGGUACGCUUUAUAUAUACAUAUACAGUUUCUCAGUAUGGUAACCUGGUUCCUCAGAAGCUCGCGAGGUAGACAAGGCUUAUGAAAUGAAAUAUACACCCCACUGCGGCAACAAAACGACAGAGAAACGUACGUAGGUUUCUCCGAAGGAAAGCCUCGCAGUCCAAGAAAAAUUCGAAGGAAUAUUCGGGUUGAACAAUCGUUAGUUCAUAAGGCAAGCGUAAGAGUUUACACCUAUGAGAGUGCACAUUCCUAAAACGGCUCGUCUGGGUUGUAUGUCCCUCGUCUGUGGUAAGGCUUCUGCGUAGCCACUGUAUUCCUCGUGUUUUAUCACAGAGUCCGAUGUCCGUUUACGCGAAUGUCCAGCAGACUCGUCAGUCCGGAGCCUAGAUGCCCCGAGUAGUGGCGAUUUUCGGUGUCUCAGGAGUGAAUUAACAGAGCAUAAAAUAGGUUUAUUGUAACUGCCCAGAAAAGACACGUAUUACGAUGUGAACAUGUACCGCAUUGGUCAACUUUUGCAAUGUCGGGAGUAUCCGAACAGCUUUACAGCGUCAGUGUUGCGGCAUGGGUGCCACAAUGCGGUAACCCCGCCGGUGUGAGGCUGUGUAAAGGGUGAAGUUUAUUCUCACGCUCAAAUUCGUGCUACCGUCAGUCGAAAGAAGCUGACUUGCGCGUAUUCUAUUGGCCUUAUCUGAGAGAUGGUGCCAAAGGUUAGAGCGAAACAAGCAGGUUUGUUCGAGGGGCUCGUUUCUUAGUUAUACAGAACCAAAUAAUUUCUAUAGACCAACAGCCAAGAAAAGCAUGGGGGACAUUAUUUGUUGUUUUUAACUACAGUAUAGUAAUUAUAAUAUAAACUGAAGCGAAAUAAAAGGGACAAAAAAAUAACCCUUUUCGUCGGUGGGGCCGGAACGAAUAAUUCUCGAAUUACGCAGGUUGUCAGUCUUAUGCAGGGCUCGGACUCGCGACGCUACGCUUUGAGCUUGAAGGGACAUUAAAUGCAAAUAUCAAGUGAAACUAAAGGAACACAUUAGCUCUCCCUCACGUCUUAAGCGUCAAAUAUAACUUUUUCGAAUAAAAAAGUUACAAAUUGGCCAAAGUUGGUGGAAUCACAGUGAGUGCAGGGUGUCUCACGCAGCUUUUGCGUACUUUAUAACGAAAUCUGAGGGCGUGAUGGGAAUAAAACACACUCAGCACCCUUGAGCUACGAAACUUUUUUGUUACUUUGGAGCAUCGUAAUUGAUAAUUACAUGAUAGAACGGUAGCUUGGGCUAGUUGGUGAUCUAGAGUCGACAUAUUUGCACAGUACGAAAUGAACGAGGACGCAUGAAAUGACACAACACAGCGCCUCUGUUGUGUCAUUUCGAUGUCGACUCAUAAUUAUAGAUACUGCUCUACUUCUGAAAUAUUAAGUUCCAUAGGAGAACUUCAGAACUUGCGGAGUAUAUUAAAAACUAUCCUAUGGAUGAGUUCCUGCUAGAACAGCUGUUGUCAAUCCAGUUCGAAAGUCGAAAGAAAGCGUGCGAGACUUGCAAGAACAUCAAGUGGUUACGCUGGCUUACAAUGAUUUCCCUGGCUGACCGAUUAGAAUUUACAAGUCCGCACUUCGUUUGGUCUACUAAGUCAGGAGCUAAUUCAAUCUCCUGACAUUAGUAGACCAAGAUAGGUUUCUGAAGGUAUGAUUUAAAUAUCUAGACUGAUUCGUUCUCCAUCUGCAGUUACUCCUUAAGCGACGGUAAUUCGCUAACUGCCGAGAGUAAAUCCAUAGAACAGAUAUCAGCAAUGACAUGGCGUUGUAGGAAACGCUGAAGUUCACCGGUAUGGAGUACUUUCUCUGCAAUCAUUUCUCGGACAAUCAGAGGCUCUUUUUUGAGAGCUCCUCGUGCUUUUUGGUUUCAUGUUCCCGUGCGCAUGUUCAGUGCACAUUCAAUGCGCAUUGUGCCAUGUGCUCCUCACAUAUGCCAAAAUAAAGCGCGGUAUCGACACAAUAAGGUGCCGCGGCUGUUACCUGGAGAACAGUCAUUGUUUAGGACUGCAAGUUAACUAGGUAGGGGUAUCGUAACUACGCUGCAGUAACUUAACUUUCUCGACUGUGAAGUCAUGGUGCCCUUUCAGUGAGUAAUGAGGCUUCGUACUUCUCCAGUACGCGCAGAGUUUGCUCACAGCUGCGUUACAGCGCAUUGUAUUUCAUAUUGGCUUACGUAAAAAGGGCUUUGUGGACCAGCCUUUCAUUAAUGAGUACGAAAAGGCACUAUCGGUACGGUUGAAGUUGACUAGUAAAAGAAUGUGCUGGGCUCGUAAGGUGUUCAUAAAGUUAAUAGAUGAAAAUGAUCUCAUUUAAUUCCACAUUGUUCAUCAUGUGACAACAUGUGUUGUAUCUAGCGGAAAGAAAGUACAAAUGUGGCGCUGUUUAGAAGAAACUCUUGUCUGUAUAGGCACGGUUUUUUGUGGGGCAUUUUCUUUUAUCGUUAUCACUACCCGAUUGUUUGAAAUACGUACUUCUGUGGCCUAUGUACCUACCAGAAAACUAGAGAAAGACUGAUUAGCACCGCGCGUUCCCGGUGUCAGAAAACAGGCUACUGGAAUUUGUCAACGAGAACAUUCAAUAUGGCUGCAGUGGUACAUUGUAAAUUGAGCGUUUUCUGGGUUUUUCGUUGUGUAUUUACAUUGUUUCGAUGGUGACGCUACGUGGUGUGCCAUAGAGAUAUCUAAGCUUUUACAGAACAUUGUGUCUUUACGAGGCAUGUACGGUACAGUGCAAUAUGACAUUCCUAAUAAGUGCAAACAGGCUUCAUUGCUGCUCAACUCUACUAUCUGCAUUAUGGCUCCAGCACUCCCUCCAUCAACCACACACGGAUGGGAAUACCACACAGUCACAAAUGCACUCAUUGUGUUUAUCAAGAGUGCUAAUGAAGUAACUAUGACUACUGCUGAUUCGUUUAUCAACAAAUGUUGGCUCUUAUACAGUUGGAUGCAAGAGCCUUUUUUGGAAAGCUUUCGUGGUCCAACACCCGUAAGCUUCUCAGAAUUCAGAUUCUGUCGUUUUCUUAGCUUCUUUUCGCAAACAUCGCUUCUCCUAUUCGGUCUAAAGUUAACGCGGCUCCGAAUUUCUGAGAUCGACUUUCUGACAUGUGGAUUUUCUCGUCAUUCGUCCAAUGGAGCGUCUAUUUUUCGCUUCUGAGGCAGGCGCUGCGGCGUUGUCCAUUGCGGCUGCCCCGACUUUUCGAAACGCGUUGUCGCGUUGCCUGCUUUCAAACUCAAGAUCACGCAAUACAUAUGAGAUGCCUGGACAGGGAACCUUGCUCAAACAGUUUGCCCUCCACACUGCUUAUGGACCAAACAAUAAGGGCUGGCUCGAAGAAGGUUUUGGCAGGCCUUGGCAAUAAUUGUCUCGCGGUUUGUCCAAACACUUACUACAAUGUAAUAUGCGACACACUUUUUAGCUGGCCAUCCAUAACGCUGUGAUCUCUUGUACUGUAUUGGAAAGGGACAUAUGGAGUUGGGUCGCUUGGCGUUGGGCUAUUAGUUAUCUUGCCUUGUGACGGCUUCAAACAUUAGCCUGAGUAGAUUCUUUUUUUUUUUUUGCAGGAGUUUAAGGUUGAAGCGAGUAAUAGUACAUCACGAAGUUAUUAUUUAAGCAUGCCAUCACGAUUCUUUUAUUUAUUACCACCGGAGGUGUCGCAGUGUUUGACGUUGAUGUUUUAUGCUGAAGCCUCCGUGCCUAUUUUGUUUAUUUGCUCUUGUAACUUAAUCAUGUACAGUGGUUGUGUGAUUUGUGGCGCAAGCUUGUGCUCAUUUUCACGAAUUUUCGCAUAUACUGUUGUGUGGUUGACUGUGUAAAGAGAUGUUUCAAUGCGCAUUUGAUGUUCAUUAAAGUGGCUGAUAUUUCCUUCGUUUCAA